Messenger RNA from Peronospora matthiolae, 435 nucleotides. The record is from the annotation of a GenBank genome assembly. NCBI's taxonomy places the organism in Eukaryota, Oomycota, Peronosporomycetes, Peronosporales, Peronosporaceae.
AUGGCGGCCAAGUACGGCCUAAUGCUACAUCAGAUGGACGUCAAGACAGCGUUUCUUAACGGAUCCCUCGACGAAGACAUCUACGUGGACCAGCCGACAGGAUGCCUGGAUGAAAAACAGCCGGACAAUGUGUGCAAGAUAAAGAGAUCGCUCUACGGCUUGAAGCAAUCGCCACGCAUGUGGAACCAAACGAUCGAUGGGUUCACGAUCAAGAUGGGAUUCAAGAAGUGCGACUCGAGUUCAUGUCGACGUCAGUUUUACUUGCGCGGACCUUCAUCAAACUUGUCUUCCGUGAACGUGGCAUCGCGACUGAUCUUGAUCGCUCCUGCUGACACUUUCUCGAAUCGAUAUGACUUCUGGUGUUCGGCGUACCCCAGGAAACGACAGAGUGAUGACUUGGAGUCGAGCUUUGCACGUUUGUCUUGGGGCACUUGA